CAUUAAGGGCCAUCCUUGGAGGUCAUAUUCAGGAAACAAAUUGUUUACAUUCGCAAACCUAAUUGCAUCAUAACAAUUUCUUUGAUUUGUUUAACAACGCCUUGACGGAUAUCAAAGAAAAAUCGCACAGCUUUAAAUAGUGUUCAACUGCCUAUUUUAAACUGCCCAUUUUAAGCUGCCAAUUUUACUGAUAAAUUCGACAAUUGGCAAGAAGCAAAUAUGGUCCAUAAAGUAACAGUGGCUGUCUCAACUUUAAACCAGUGGGCUCUGGACUUUGAAGGAAAUAUGGCCCGAAUAUUGCAAUCCAUAUUAGAAGCCAAGGACAUGGGCGCUAGUUAUCGCACUGGACCUGAGUUGGAAGUUUGUGGUUACAGCUGCGAGGAUCAUUUUCGUGAGUCGGAUACUUUUCUGCAUUCGUGGGAGACACUCUUGGAAAUCAUGAUGUCACCUUUUUGCGAAAAUAUGCUUGUGGAUGUAGGCAUGCCAGUGAUGCAUCACAACGUUGCGUACAAUUGCCGCGUGGCUUUUUUUAAUCGGAAACUAUUGUUGAUUCGUCCCAAGAUGGCAAUGUGUGACGAUGGUAACUAUCGUGAAACGCGCUGGUUUACCGCCUGGACGAAAGCCUUAAAAACGGAAGAGUAUCUGCUUCCACUCCUUAUCACCCAACAUACAGGCCAGCAAACGGUGCCUUUCGGUGAUGCUGUCAUAGAGACGCGCGAUACCUGCAUCGGCUAUGAGAUAUGUGAAGAACUGUGGAACGUAAGCAGUAAGCACAUCGACAUGUCGUUAUCGGGCGUGGAAAUAAUAGUAAACGGAUCCGCUAGCUAUAUGGAGCUUCGAAAAGCGCAUAUUACUGCCGAUCUCAUACGCAACGCUAGUUUCAAGGCUGGAGGAGCUUAUCUAUUUAGCAACUUGCGCGGAUGUGACGGCCAACGAGUAUAUUUUAAUGGUUGCUCGACCAUUGCGCUUAAUGGUGAGCUGUUAGCGCGUAGCCAGCAAUUUGCUCUUCAAGAUGUAGAGGUAACACUCGCCACCAUUGACUUGGAAGACAUUCGUGCGCAUCGUAUAAGUCAGCGUUCGCGUUGCAUAACAGCUGCUAAAGCGGCAGCAUACCCGCGAAUUCGUUGCGAUUUUGAGAUGUCCACACGCAGUGACAUAUUCAUAACAUCAACGCCGCCUCUUCACUACACCAGCCACACGGUUGAAGAGGAGAUUGCCUUGGGACCCGCCUGCUGGCUCUGGGACUAUUUACGGCGUUCCGGACAGGGUGGUUUUUUCCUACCACUUAGUGGCGGCGUUGACUCCAGCAGCUCAGCAACAAUAGUAUACUCCAUGUGUCGACAAGUAGUUCACGCUGUACAACAUGGCGAUGCACAGGUUCUUUACGACAUACGUAAAAUCCUAGCCGAUACUGACUAUACGCCGGAUAAUGCGGCAUCACUUUGCAGCCGACUGCUAGUCACCUGUUAUAUGGGAAGUGUCAACAGCAGCAAAGAAACGAGAAGUCGUGCUGCGCAACUGGCUAGCCAAUUAGGUAGCUACCAUAUUGAAAUCAGCAUCGAUCUGGCCGUAAAUGCAUUAUUGGGUAUUUUCAAUGUGGUAACCGGAUUGACGCCAGUCUUUCGUACCCAAGGUGGCUGCGCUAGACAAAACCUGGCGCUACAGAAUAUUCAGUCACGCAUACGCAUGGUACUUGCCUAUGUAUUUGCUCAACUAAUGUUGUGGGUCCGCAAUCGUCCAGGUGGUCUGCUUGUCUUGGGUUCGGCCAAUGUUGACGAAUCACUACGUGGUUAUUUGACCAAGUAUGAUUGCUCCUCAGCAGAUAUUAAUCCAAUUGGGGGCAUAGCAAAGUCGGAUUUGCGACGAUUUUUGGUGUACGCCAAAGAAAGGUACAAUCUUUCUGCACUGGAAAGCAUCAUCCAGGCGCCGCCCACUGCCGAACUAGAGCCAUUGCAGGAAAACGGCCAACUUUUACAAACCGACGAGCAAGACAUGGGAAUGAGCUAUGCAGAGUUAAGCGAGUAUGGACGCCUACGCAAACAAUCUUUUUGCGGACCCUACAGUAUGUUCUGCAAACUGGUUGCCACCUGGAAGGGCGAUCUGAGUCCCAAAGAAGUGGCUGAUAAAGUUAAGCAUUUUUUUCGCUGUUACGCUAUAAAUCGCCAUAAAAUGACCGUACUAACUCCUUCAGUGCAUGCAGAGAGUUAUAGCCCUGACGAUAAUCGAUUUGAUCACCGGCCUUUCCUUUAUCGUGCCAACUGGAGUUGGCAAUUUAAGGCAAUUGAUGAUGAGAUUAUUAAACUGCAGCCCAUUAACACUCCUUCUUCAGAGCAUGAAAGACCUACUAGCAAUGAGUUGCUUCUGUCACAUGACACUAGUACUCAACGCUCCAUACAUAUGAAUGACUCAAAGCACUCGUCGCCAUUGUCAUCUGCUUCGUUGGAUUUAGGCAUUUCUACCGCAGUGCUACCUCUUAUCGAUAAUCCACCUGCGCAAAGUAAAAAGUCAAGCGGUUUCUCGAAAGUACAUGUAAAUGUACUUGGCAAGAUAAAGGAUCGAACUGGAAUACCAGUCUAAAAUUCGUUGAGCGGUCCAAUAUUUAGCAUAUACUCUAAAUUUAAAGGUAGAGACUCAACAUUUUGCAUAAAUUACAGUAAGGCUAAAGUAGAAUUUUAGCUUUUUUUUGUAUUAGAUUCUGUCAUAUCGCUUUCCCUGUUCGUCCCUAUGUAUGAAGCGACAGAAGAAGUUCGACUUUAAUUUUGAAUGUCAAUGCAAAUUUUAGGUUAUUAACUUAAGUUUAGGCAUUGAUAUAUAGAGUAUAAUAAAAUUAAUAGAGUUCACAUAUCAAUAAAAAAAAAUGGUUUGAGUAAAG
Drosophila innubila is the source of this 2872-nucleotide messenger RNA. It is a transcript of the gene Nadsyn, whose product is annotated as glutamine-dependent NAD(+) synthetase. Bases 220 to 2577 code for a protein of 785 amino acids. NCBI's taxonomy places the organism in Eukaryota, Metazoa, Arthropoda, Insecta, Diptera, Drosophilidae. Gene Ontology annotation, molecular function: ATP binding; glutaminase activity; NAD+ synthase (glutamine-hydrolyzing) activity. The record is from RefSeq and is a predicted model, not a curated record. Gene Ontology annotation, biological process: NAD+ biosynthetic process. The transcript has 5 exons. Gene Ontology annotation, cellular component: cytoplasm.